Fragaria vesca subsp. vesca is the source of this 3272-nucleotide messenger RNA. RefSeq lists its product as uncharacterized. The record is from RefSeq and is a predicted model, not a curated record. Bases 317 to 2902 code for a protein of 861 amino acids. Gene Ontology annotation, cellular component: Ino80 complex. The transcript has 10 exons. NCBI's taxonomy places the organism in Eukaryota, Viridiplantae, Streptophyta, Magnoliopsida, Rosales, Rosaceae.
CCCACAAACUGAGAAUCAGAGAGAGAGAGCCGCGGCUCGAGCCAAGCCGCGCCCGAACGCGCGAAUGAACCAUUGAAUGUGAAGAAAGAAAUUAACGGUUCCACACUCGACAUAUCUCUACACCCUCUUUCUAUGGUUUCUGUCGACUUCAAUUCUUCAAUCCCUAAUACUAAUAUUCUCUCUCCUCCUUCACCUUCACCUUAUCGUCGUCGUCCUCCGCCGUCAGGUUGCUUUUGAAAGGGACCGCAUUUGUGGAAGGUUAUACUGUAUGAUUAUAUGUUCUUUUUAAGAGCUGCUUUUUGACAUCUGGCACGAAAUGGCGGCUGAUCAACGCAGAAAAAGAUCAAAUGGCGCUACCCUUGUUGGUUGCAAUUCUAGGGACCAACAUAGAGCAAAAAAGAAGAAUAUGGGAGUAAAUGAAGAUGAUUCAACCAUUAACCCUCAUAUUUCUCUCGAGUGGGAUGGAAGUCAGAAAAUGGUGGUUGCUAAAAGGGAUCAAAUUGGCAUAAGUUGGAAUGAUAUGAGGCCGUACAUUGAUUCUACUUUCACUAGCUAUGAUAUUCCGGCUGAUGUUUUUGUUGUUCCUCAUGGCAUUUAUGAACUGAAAAAUUUAGAAGAUGUGCUUUCAUAUGAGGUUUGGCAGACGCAUCUUUCAGAGAAUGAGAGAAGUUAUCUUAUGCAGUUUCUUCCUAGGGGAUCGGAGGCGCAGCAAGUUGUGAAAGCAUUGCUUGCUGGGGAUUACUUUCACUUUGGAAACCCUUUUGUCAAAUGGGGUACUUCACUUUGCUCAGGUAGUUUCCACCCUGAUGUCAUUCUUCGUCGGGAACAUUGUCUAAUGACUGAUAAGAAAGUGUACUAUAAGGAGUUGCAGAAGUAUCAUAAUGAUUUGAUUGCGUACUUACUGAAGUUGAAGGAGAGAUAUGCAAGAUGUGAAGAUCCUGAAGAGGAAUUUUUGCAGAAAAUAUGGAGGUCGGUUGGAUUGUCAAGAAAAGAUAUGGAGAAAUAUAGUUCUUCACAUGCAAAUGAAUCCAGAUUCUGUGAAUUGGAUGAAAAUGCCACACCUACGUCUGAAUCUGGUUCUUGGGUUGCAGAUGAGAAAGCAUGCUGUAGUGAUAACCAGAUUUCAUCUGUGAACAAGGGCGGGGAACUUCAGAGCAGGUUCAAUGAGAAAGGCUUCCUAAAAGACAAAAAUAGACAAAAAUUGCUUACAGAAGAUGAUGCACUUCAUGUAGGAGCAACCCCCAAGAAAGGAGACAAGCUACACAAACGCAAUAAUAUUUACAAUAACGAUGGUUCUAAAUACAUGUCAUAUGUUAAGAUUAGCAAAAAGCAGUAUGAAAUUGUUAAAAGCAUGAAGCAGUCUGGCAGAAGCAUUCAGUUCAGGUCUCUUAACAGGGUUUUAGGUAAUGACUGUAAUAUACAACCUUAUCACGUCUUUGUAGAAGAAGAGCAGAAGAACUUGCACAAGCACUGGUUGCAAUUGGCAAGAAAAGAUCUCCCAGCAGCUUAUGCAAUCUGGAUGGAAAUGCGUUUGCAGAGACGGAAAAUGAUAAUGUCUUUGGAGACAAACAUGAAGGAAAGGCUAGAGUCUGUGAUGGAGCAGGACGAAGGCAAUGAGAAUGGUAGUAUGCGUCAGGAUGAGCUUGAACUGGAGAAUCAUGAAUCUACUAUGCAUGAUGAUGAAAAGUCUAUACCUGACUUGCAACAGGGAGAGGACUUCCGCAGGGAAGAAGAUGAGAAGUCUCAGCAGUUUACUGAUGGGCAUGAGUGCAACAUCACAGAUAUAGAUUCUGAAAAACAUUUGUGCAUAGAAUCAGAUAAUGAUUUAGAGAAAGACAUCAUUACAGAAUCAGAUCAUUCUCCUCCAAAUUUGUCUGAGUACUCAGGGAAUCUGAACGUCCAUGCCGCUGUAAGUCAGGAAGCUCAUUUGUGUUCUAGUGGAGAUGCCUGGAAGGCAGUGAGCAUGCCACUUUCUUACUAUGAUUCUACUGCAAACCAUGAAUAUGCAUCUGUCAGUGAAUUGUCGGUUACGCUUCCACAAGUUAAUGAACAGCAUCAGACACAUAUACUAGAUCUGGAAUCUGAUUUUCCUGUGGGAAACAUGGGGAAAGUUCUAUUGCACAGACAAUCAGAUAAUGGCUCCUUCAGUUCUUACCCAAACCAAGAUCGCAAUGAAUUGCUUCAGUCUCUCUUAUCCUACCCUUUGCAUAAACAGGCUGAAUUGGAUUUCCGGCCACCAAACAAUGUGUUUAUGGGUAAUGGUCAGUUUCCCGUGCAUUUUCAGGAGCAGCAACACCAGUCACUGCCUCUGGAGUUGGGGCAGAAGAGAGAGAAUGGUGUUUACAUGCCUCAAAACUUAACUGAGAGCAUUUACUCUGAUGGAGGUAGAUACUUAUUUCCGAGGCAGGAGCAUCAUACUCCAGUCAAUUUGCAGGAUUGGAAUGCCAGUAGUGUUCAAAUGCCAGGACCUCUCCAAUCUCACUCAAGUGCAGAUACGUCGAGUCAGAAUUGGUUUUCUGGUGACCAUCCAGUUCAUGGUGGAUGGUCUGGGUCAGAUGCUGCUACCGUCACAAGUCACAACAUUGGGAGUGGAAGUACUGCUGAUGAGAGCUUAUUUAGUGUUCUAUCUCAUUGUAACCAAUUACGUUCAGGUAACCCUUAUCAAUCAGUUGGUUCCACUGAUCAGUACAGUUCACCUAGGAACUCUGGAAUAGUGAGUGGGGUUACUCCGAGGAUUGGCAAUGUUCUACCACAAGCAGCUCAUGCACUUGAUUAUUUGGGUGGCCGCGAAGCAGCAACUUCCGUGAUGCAUGACGAUAUGCAAUGGAUGAAUUUACCUCAUCAGAACUCUGGUAUACGUGAUCCCAUGGGUAAAACAUUCUUGAGGUCGUGGAACCAAUGACACCUAUGUUUUUGCUGUAUUGGGAAUGUGGUGUGCUUGGUUCAGAGGGAGGACAGAACAGGAAUUCCAAAAUCAAGAUGCAUGUAAAAGGAAAUUUUGACUUGCUGUACGUGAUGCAGAGGAGGGGAAUGGUGAGGCAGCAUUGUGAGGUUACUGGAGAUUCACAGAAAACGAAAAAGUAAAGCUGGAGUUAGGUUUUGUACAUACCUAUACAAGGGCCAUAGUAACCGUGUAUAUAUGUUAGAUGGGCAGGCAGAUAGCAGCUGGGGGGUUGUGGGAUUUUUGAAGAAGUCCAGGUACUCUAAUUUAUUAGCUGAGUAACAAUUUAGAACUUAGUUUUCAUGGGCAUUUUUUUAAUUUUUUUUUUUUU